CUUGUCAAUCGAAAAGUCAGCGGUUUGAAUCCCGAGUGCCGCGUAAUGGGGUGAGCUCCCGUGACUUGUCCCAGCUUCUGCCAACCUAGCAGUUUGAAAGCACUUAAAAAAUGCAAGUAGAAAAAAUAGGGACCACCUUUGGUGGGAAGGUAACAGCGUUUCCGUGCACUUUUGGCAUUGAGUCACGCUGGUCACAUGACCACGGAGACAUCAUCGGACAGUGCUGGCUCUUCGGCUUUGAAACGGAGAUGAGCACCGCCCCCUAGAGUCGGGAACGACUAGCACCUAUGUGGGAGGGAAACCUUUUACCUUUACCUAAUCUGAAAGAAAUGAUGGAAUAGAAUCAUUAAAGGAUGCCAAGGAGGGGGCAGAAGGAAAUGUGAGAGGCAACAAUUCAAAUCUAUUUUUUUUGAAAUGAUUGAGUUAGAAUCGUUAAAUUGUCCUGCAGGGAGUCGGCUGGGACAAGUUGUCCCAUUCCCGUGUAGAACAUUCCCGCAGCAGGAAAAGAACACAGAUUUCUCAAGGGCUGCCAGGCAGAAGGGAACAUGUGGCUUAAGAACAUUGCAAAACACAUCCAACCUUUCGGACAAUUUGUCGUCCUUGACCGAAGACCCCCCACCACAAAAGGCCUUCAACAACCUGGAAAGUCUGAUUUUCGGCAAAGGGUUCCAAGCCAAGGUUUUCCCUGAAAUUAUUUCCUGUCUCCUGCUGGCCCUAUUUGCAUCAGGACUGAUUCAUCGAGUGUGUGUCACUACUUGCUUACUCUUCUCCCUGGUGGCCCUCUACUACAUCCAGAAGAUCUCCUCCACCAUCUACCAAAUGGCCACCCCGGUCUCCGUGCCGGCUAAGACGGUCAGCAAAAGCCGGAAAAGGAAUUAACGGCGGGAACGUCGUCCCCCUCCGCUUCCCAUCGAUGAAAUUUCAAUUAAAAAAACGUCUCCGUUUGGAGGAA
Messenger RNA from Ahaetulla prasina, 952 nucleotides. RefSeq names its product keratinocyte associated protein 2 (gene KRTCAP2). The coding region runs from base 415 to 879 and encodes 154 amino acids. The record is from RefSeq and is a predicted model, not a curated record. The transcript has 4 exons. Lineage: Eukaryota; Metazoa; Chordata; Lepidosauria; Squamata; Colubridae.